AUGUAGCGUGACUCUCAUCUUGUGUCUUAAGUGUGAACACACUAAGACACACAUCUGAGCAUAAAGAGGAGCUCCUGCUGCUUUGAAACUACGCACUGUCAAUGAGCAGAGCCAACAUGGAGAACACCAAGCCAGUGAAGGAGGUGCUUCCCCUGCCUCGCCACCCUUCCCCACUUCCUGUGACCUGUUCCUCUCUGACCCCUGCUGUCACUUUGAAAAAACACACCGCAGGCUCCAUCCAGCACGUGCAGGUGGCCUCCUCAGUGGUGACAUCGUUCCAUCUGAAGCCUCCAGAAAGGGAUCUCACCCUGAUGUCCCACAUUAAGUCUAUUAAGUCUCUGGCCGGCUUCACUGCGGUCCUUACUGGACAAACGAAACCUGACAGUGAGGAGUUGUCGGAGGAGGUACCAAUCGUCGAGGUGAUCCUGGCUGACAUCGACUCCCUGGUUCCCACUCACGAUGAAGCCGGCCGGCCCAUAGCCGAAUGGAAACGACAGGUGAUGGUGCGGCAGCUGCAGGUCAGGCUGCAGGACGAGGAGGAACAGAGGAGACAGGACAUGACUAAUGGCUACAGACCAGUGGAUGGCUGGAAGUACUCCAGCGCCCACAACGCAGUCUUGGGACCCUUUGGUGAGCUCCUAACAGAGGAUGACCUGGUCUACCUGCAGCAGCAGAUCGAGGCUGUUUCACUGCAGAAGCGCUGCCAGGCCUAUGAGCUGGAGCUGACCAGGCUGACGGAGGAGCUGAGAUCGAUUUUACCUGAUCCAAUCGUGAACAUCUCCCUUAACAAAGAGGUCCUACAACAGAUGGAUGCGGAGGGGAAAAUGCAACUGACUUUGCCGGUGUGGUGCAAUCGUGUCUCUGAGAUUGUUAAGAGUAUGUCUCUGCUGGUAGCGAAUCUGACCCAAACCACAGAAGAAGGGGGUGAGAAGAGGAUUCCACACGUAGGGAUGGCAUCAGCUUUUAGCCAUCGUCUGGAGACUAACACCUACAGCAGAGCACAGAGGGAGAAGGUGGAGAGGGAGAUCCAACAGUCUGGGGUGUCGGUCAAAAAUCUCAGAUCCAACUUUGAAGGUCAGAUUGGUGGAAUUUAUCCCUUUGCUGGGAUUGUGAAAGGAGGCCAUGUAGUGUUCGGAGGUUCAGGAGUAAACAACCAAAACACCAACACAGGCCUCAGCUGUGAGGUGAGCAACUGUGAUCCUCCUAAAAAACUUACACCUGUGAUGGAGACUACCAGCCUGAGGAAAGAGCGAAUAGUGGUGCUGUUCCUGAGCCACUGGAAGAAAUCUGCAUAUGCUAUUUCAGUGAGGGCAGAGAGGCAGAGACGGGGACAGGAAGCAGUGUCAGGGAGAGUGACAGCUGCAUCGCCCCCACAGAAAAUCAGCUCCAUGUUUCAAUUCUGCCAACAACGACGAGCUGUGGACAAGAUGCUAAACUCCUGGAGGAAUAAACUAGAACACAAAGAUGUGCAAAAGUCCUGUUUGUCCUCUAACUUCUCACAAAAUCCACCACCUCAAGCAACCCACUCGCCAGAGCAAUUCCUGCCAGAAGUGGGUGGUGUUGCAUUGAGCCACGAUAGCUUGACCCUUGACCUCUUCAUGCUGGGAUACUUCCACAUCUUAGAGCAAGAUCUGUCACCCGAGGAGAGGAAGAUGAGGCACCUCCUCUGCUUCGAGGUCUUUGAUCACAUCGGCAGUUUCUCCUGGGAGUUGGUGAGGGACUUCCACAAGGCUGUUCUACAGGAAAUCCAGGCUGGGAGGCGACAGUGGAGCGACGGCUUUGAGGACAUCAAAGUUCGCUUCUUUGGGGACUCGAGACCAUGCCACUGUCCAUCGCCAUCACCAUCGUCAUUACUUUUGUCAGAUUCUAGGCUUGUACCCAAAGUUAUAGUUCAAACUGCUACUCCAGAUGAGUGUGGCAGCGACACAGACUUCUCCUGUUUCAUGAACGAAGACAUUUGUAAAUAUAUUGACCGCAGCUUUGCUUUUUGGAAAGAGAAGGAAGCAGAGCUGUUUGAUUUCGAACAUUAG
Molecule: messenger RNA, 2030 nt
Organism: Micropterus dolomieu (smallmouth bass)
Lineage: Eukaryota; Metazoa; Chordata; Actinopteri; Centrarchiformes; Centrarchidae
Gene: espnlb
Product: espin like b
Exons: 7
Coding region: 102-2030 (642 amino acids)
Biological process (GO): actin filament bundle assembly
Cellular component (GO): cytoplasm
Molecular function (GO): actin filament binding
Source: RefSeq, a predicted model, not a curated record